Serinus canaria (Common canary) is the source of this 1833-nucleotide messenger RNA. Its product is annotated as 2'-5'-oligoadenylate synthase 1-like. NCBI's taxonomy places the organism in Eukaryota, Metazoa, Chordata, Aves, Passeriformes, Fringillidae. The transcript is spliced from 5 exons. Gene Ontology annotation, cellular component: cytosol; nucleoplasm; membrane. The coding region runs from base 106 to 1734 and encodes 542 amino acids. Gene Ontology annotation, molecular function: double-stranded RNA binding; 2'-5'-oligoadenylate synthetase activity; protein binding. The record is from RefSeq and is a predicted model, not a curated record. Gene Ontology annotation, biological process: negative regulation of viral genome replication; regulation of ribonuclease activity; defense response to virus.
CUGCAGACAGAAGCAGUCUGUCGGGGGUGGAGUGCUGCACGGGGGAGUAGACGUCAAGGAGGCAACAAGUCAGAAGAGGGCAAAGGGAGCGAUACACCUGUCAGCAUGGAUGUGGACCCGGUGGCAUCCAUGAACGGACUGAGAACAGUAACCGCCAGGGAGCUGGAUGGCUGGAUCGCCAAAACCCUGCAGCCCAGCCCACAGUUCUCUGCGCAGGUGAAGGAGACAGUGUGGCAAAUCUGUGAAUUCCUGAAGAGGAAGUGCUUUGAGGAUAAUAUCCACGUCCAAAAGACUGUGAAGGGUGGAUCAGCAGGAAAGGGCACAGCUCUAAAGAACAAAUCUGAUGCUGAUGUGGUGCUCUUCCUCACCUGCUUACCCAGCUACGAGGACCAGAAGAGAAACAGAAAGGUUAUCCUGGAUUUGAUCAUGGAAAGGCUGAAGGACUGCAGGGAGAGCUUGCAGUUCGAUGUGUUCAUUGGUGAGCCCAGGUACAAAGGUCCUGACAGCACGCCACGCUCCCUCAGCCUUACUCUGUCCUCCAUGGAGACUGGGGAGUCCAUUGAUGUGGACAUCCUGCCUGCCUAUGAUGCUUUGGGGCAGGUGACCCAGGAUGCCUCGCCAAACCCAGAAGUGUAUGUGAGGCUCCUGCAUGCCUGCAGCCACCCCGGGGAGUUUUCCCCUUGCUUCACUGAGCUGCAGAAGAUGUUUGUGAAGCAUCGCCCUGCCAAGCUGAAGGACCUCCUGCGCCUGGUCAAGUACUGGUACAAGGAGGUGAGGGCUGCCCAGCUGUCCCAGUUCCCAAUAGACACCCAUCCCAGCCAGCUCUCACCUCCAUCUGUGUCUUCUCCCCAGCUGCUGAAACCACAGCACCCCAAUGCGGACCUGCCCCCUAAGUAUGCCCUGGAGCUGCUGACCAUCUAUGCCUGGGAGGAGGGCAUAGGCUCCUCCAGCAGCUUUGACAUGGCUCAGGGCUUCCGCACUGUACUGGAACUACUGGGCCGGCACCGGGACAUCUGCAUCUACUGGGAGAAGUACUACUCACUCCAGCACAGAGAGAUUGGUGCCCAUGUCAAAGGCUUGCUGAGCAAACCCCGCCCUGUCAUCCUGGACCCUGCUGACCCCACGGGGAUCCUGGGCCAAGACAAGGACUGGAACUUGAUGGCACAGGCAGCUGCCAGCUACUGCAACUCACUGCCCUGCCUUGCAAACAUCCAGCCCUGGAAUGUGCAGCCAGCCCGGCCCGUGACCAUUGAGGUGAUGCAGCUAUCAGGCACCAGACUGACACAGCGUGUCAGCCCCUACACCACCAUCUGGCAGCUGAAGGAGGUGAUCCACCAGAACUGGGGCAUCUCACCAUACACACAGCGCCUGGCACAGCAGGAGCCAGGCAGAAGCAACAUCACCCUACAGGACUGCGAUACCCUGGCCACACACGGCAUCUUCUACAACACCACUCUGGUGCUGCUGCAGACUGAGGCCCAGAGGAUGCAGGUCUUUGUCAAGGAUGAUAAGAAUCGGACCAUGACCUACACGGUGCUGCCCACCGACACUGUCCGACAGCUGAAGGAGCAAAUCCAGGCCCGGCAGGGGCCCCCUGCCAACGAGCAGCGCCUGACCUAUGGCUCCAGGGAGCUGCAGGACCAGCACACACUGGAGCACUACGACGUCAGGCCCAUGAGCACAAUCUACAUGCUCCUGCGGCUCCGGGGGGGUGCAGACCCCCAGCUCCCCUAGCUCCCUGCCUGCUGGACCUCCUGAAUACUGCCCUCAGCACCAGCCCAUGCCCCUGUGUACCCUCCUGUCAUGCUGGAAAUAAAUACUUAGUAGAUCCUU